AUUCCUUUGUGCACACGCCGACGCCGCACGCGCUCACUGCCGAAGAGAUGCUUUGCAUGCGUUUGGUUUAGAGACGGGGACGCGCAGCGGUGCAGACGCGUGUUUAUAUUUGCCAUCAUUUUUACGUUUCAUAUCUGAUAUCGGAGAAAUGCGAAUCAUGCCGGUUUUUAAACUACGAGUUUGCGUCUCCCUGUAACUGGCACGGUUGUCUGCACUCGGCAAUAAGGCAUCGAGAGAUAUGCAUAUAUGCAAUCAAGUGGAGGCGUCAUAAAGAACAGCCUCGGUGAGGAGUUUUACCGCGAGGCCAUCGAGCACUGCCGCAGUUAUAAUGCUCGACUAUGCGCCGAGCGCUCCAUGCGUCUGCCCUUCCUCGACUCACAGACAGGCGUAGCACAGAGUAACUGCUACAUAUGGAUGGAGAAGACCCAUCGGGGGCCAGGCGUGGCUCCCGGGCAGUUGUAUACCUACCCUGCACGCUGCUGGAGAAAGAAAAGACGGUUGAACAUCUUAGAUGAUCCGCGUCUUGGACCUAUUGAGUUUAAAAUUGAUUAUGAGGCAGCGCUUAAGAAGGAAGGCGGCGUUCCUGAAGGUCCGGUGCUAGAGUCUCUUCUCAGUGGAGAGCUGCUGGAUAAGAAGGUCGAGACAAAGGAAGAGGAACCUAUGAGUGAAUGCCAGAAGCUGCUGGUGGGAGACUUUCCUCAUGAACUGGAUGUAGAAGAGUUAGAAGAAGAUGUCCCUAAACGCAAGAACCGCACCAAAGGACGGGCAUGUGGUGUUGGGGGAAUGAGGAAAAGACAGGACCCAGCAUCUCUAGAGGACCGAGACAAGCCAUAUGUGUGUGACAUUUGUGGGAAGCGCUACAAGAACCGUCCAGGUUUGAGUUACCACUACACUCACACACACCUGGCAGACGAAGAAGGUGAGGAAGACUCCGAACGGCACACGCUGCCCUUCCAGCGCAAGAACAACCACAAACCCAAAAAAGCAGCUGACGGCUCUGUCAUUCCCAACGGCUACUGCGACUUCUGUCUAGGAGGCUCUAAGAAAACAGGCUGUCCCGAAGAUCUCAUAUCCUGUGCCGACUGCGGCCGAUCGGGUCAUCCGUCGUGCCUGCAAUUCACCAUCAACAUGACGGCCGCCGUGAGGACGUACCGCUGGCAGUGCAUCGAAUGCAAAUCAUGCAGCCUGUGCGGCACGUCAGAGAACGACGAUCAGCUUUUAUUCUGUGAUGAUUGCGACAGAGGGUACCACAUGUAUUGUCUAAGUCCCCCCAUGGCGGAACCUCCGGAGGGGAGCUGGAGUUGCCACCUAUGUCUGCGCCAGCUAAAAGAAAAAGCAUCCGCCUACAUCACGCUAACUUAAUCAACAUGCCCUUCUUCACCCUACCAGUCUCAUCCGCCUCUAUCCCAUCAUCACAGAUCCAAAGAGACUCCCCCAUCAUCAACCAGAAGAAAACAUUGUUUCAUUUGCCAUGCAUGGUGACUGCAAGAAAGACAACCCGGAGCCACCGACAUUUUUGUAGGUUUAAUGCGAGUUGGGACUAAAGCAGACAUUUCAGUUCCUCCAAAGAGCUCCGUCUUUUAUGGACCAGAGGGGUCUUCUUCUUGCCGAACUCUGUUUUAUGGUGGCUGGGCAAGUAGUGCCAAAUGGUUUGUGGUUGAGGAGACACUUUUUGCACGAAUGGGGCAUUUCAGUGGGAGGAUUCUCAUAAGAUGACGACGCACCAACUGCAGAUGAGACUAAAACCACAUGAUCUCACCAAAGCUUGUGAUUGGUCCUGCUCUGAUGAGAGAAAGUGGUGCCGACGUGCCAUUUAUUCUUCGCGGUAUUCUUUGAUAAGCAGACACCAGCACGUAAUGAGAUCGUGGUAAAGCGUUCAAUUUGGCCUUAUUCUUGCUAUAAUUAUAACUAUUAGAGAUGAAUGAAGUUAUUGGUGAUAAAAAUAAUUCAUAUCCCUUCAAGGUAUAACAUUUGAUUAAUAUAUCACAGAAAUAGUCUGUGUUUAAUGACUUUUGACCAAAAAGGUCUGAAUGCUGCAAACAUGUUCAUGCAUAGAUAACCCUUUAUUAAAAAUGUGAGAGGUGCAUGUCUAUCAACCAGAGUGUAAAAACGAAAAGUAAAAAAUUUCUUCGGUACUUCCAACACGUUCCCCACAGCCUCUUCCUGUUUUGAAAAGCCAACGUAAAUAUUCCCUCUCAGCCAGGGUGCGUUUGUAAGAGUGUAUAUUAAUCGGGCAACGUCUGUCCUUGUUUUAAAAACAGGGCGUUAAACGUUCAAUUGCUCACUUUUUUAUAAUGACUUGCUUGCAUGUUGUAAUAGUAUCGUUUUUAAAUAAUUUAAGGACAAAAAAAUUGAAGAAAGCACACUUAAUCUGCAAUAAUGUUUUUGUGUUUCGUGACCCUCUCUGGGUAAGUUGCGUCUGUAUGUAUGUGCGCUUUAAAAACUUGAGAAUGCUAGUGGGCGGAGACUACAGUGCUAAAGUGGGAGGAGCUUGCUGUUUUUUGAUGCUGUUUUUGAUGAUUCCUGGACAAACUGAAAACCAGCUUGGAGAUACUUUUUCCCGGUCUCUUUGGAGGGGCAUUUUUUCCUUUUAUGUGACGAGAAAAUUGUGCACCUUUUUUGUAGAAUGAGCUCUUUAUUAUCCGUACGUCUGUUUUGUGUUUUGAACUUGCUACUGUGGCCUGCUUAAAAGAAGUUAAAAUGUCAAACAAAUUUCCGAGGAGUGUUCGGGAACGGUGGGACGUGUGAGAUUGCGCUGAGGUGACCGUCUUCAUCCAAAAGUCCCCUCUUAUCCGUGGCCUAACUGAAAAGACUGCCUGCCAUUUUCUCUAUUCGGAGUCCUUGAGCUUUAAGUUGCGAGACAUUUUGCUGUAAAUAGAUAAGUGCUCUGUCUUUCCUGAAUCGGUCCCUGUUAUAAACUCAAGUGAAAUGUUUCAUGUGCUGUAAUGCAUCAAAAUGUGAAAACCGCCUUUUCUACACACAAAGUUAGUGGAAUAUUAAUCCAUGUUAUUUCUAUUUUUAUAUCAUUUUCAAAUGUAUGGUUUCAAUGAGCGCUAUGCCAUUGUUAAGUGUUACAUAGGUGAUAGGUUCAAAUACUUUUUAAAGCAGUUUUGUCUUCAGUAGAAAUAGUCUUGAUUUCACAUUUUGAUAACUCAACUUCUCUGUUAAACCGACUAUGACACCCUCAUUGUUCUUGUUGUAGUUCUGACUAUUUGCACAGUCUGUGGGAUUGUUUGUUUGGAUGAGGGUGCAACUGGAGCAUUUUGAUAAUAAAAUGAAAGCAAUUAAAUCGCCAUAUGUCGACAUUGUAGACCAAUGUCCAUAUCCACACAUACAGUACAUGAAAUGUAGUGUUUCAGCUCUUUUCAUUUAAACCUCAGAGAAAAUUUUAAAGGUGAAGUGUGUCAUUUUUUCAUGUGAAAAUCGUUCUCCUAUCCCCAUUUAAUGCACAACUGUAAGCCAUUUGAAGGUUGACUUCCAGACUCCAAAACGCUGUUUUUGUGUCGCUUUCAAAACAUUGCUUUGUUUGUUCGAGGGGCUCGACAUAGCAACAUCAGCUCAACCAAUGGCAAGAGUUUGCGGUGGGACUAAAUGCUUGUCACUGACCAAUGAAAAGAAAGGAUGGAAAUUGUUAGUGGAAAAUAUAUUUACUGUUCAAUUCAGUGCCACUCGUGACAGAAAUUAUUACACACUUCACAUUCUCUUAAAGGGAUAGUUCAUCUAAAAAAUUAAAAUAACCCAGUGAUUUACUCACCCUCAAGCCAUCCUUGACGUACAUGAUUAUUUUUUGGAGCCGAACAAAAUUGGAGUCAUACUAGAAAAUUUCCUGGCUGUUCCAAGCUUUAUAAUGGUAGUAAAUGGUGCUUCUGAUUUGAAGCCCAAAAAUGUCUACCCACCCUUUUGUAAUGCAUACAGCUCCAGGGCGUUAAUAAAUGCCUUCUGAGGGACAAAGAUGUGAUUUGAAAGAAAAAUAUCAAUAUUUAAAAACUCAAGGGAGUGCGUUUCCGGCGUAUGACGUAGGACAUAGCGUACGAGACCUAGUGAUGAAUGCAGAAGCGCAGAGAGGAAAACAAAAUGCCAGUCCAUCGCCUGACUGGCGUUUGUUUUGUCACUACGCAACUACGUCUCAUACGUUACAUUCUUCGUCAUCAACUUGAGAUGCACUUUAUCGUGAACACAAGCUGGAGCCGCUGGAGCCAUGUGCAUUACUUCUAGUGUCAAAUGCAGGAAGAUCCCUGUUUCAGAUGUCUCUGAACUUCCGCAUUCGUCACUACAUCUCGUACGUUAAGUAUGUCAACCGCUGGAAAUGCACUCUCUUGUUAACAUACAUCGGUUGUUACAGAAACCUAGUUAGUUUACUUUAUAAAGCUUUAAAUAUUGAUAUUUGUCUUACAAAAUUGGAUCGUUUGCCCAUAGAAGUAUUUUUGGGCACCAUUUACUACCAUUAUAAAGCUUGGAACAGCCAGAACACUUUCUAAUAUAACUCAGAUUGUGUUCAUCUGAAUAAAGUUUAUCAUAUACAUCGAAGAUGGCUUGAGGGUGAGUAAAUCGUGGGGUAGCCUAAUUUAAAAAAAUUAUGUGAACUAUCCCUUUAAAAUGCACAACUAUUUGAUUUCUCUGCCUUGGUGAGAUUUUGAGUUAGAAAUGAACUUUGUGGUAUUUUUAAGAACAUCAAAUGAUUGUCAUGCUGGAAAUAAUUUCCAGUUUGUAUGAAAAUAAGUGUUAAGCCUUUAUCGAUGAGGGGUGGAGUCAUAAUGAUGUGAUUUUAUUAUCAGUAGCCUAAUGUGAGAGUACGAAAAGCAAGCAUGGGUACACAAACUUGUGCAUUUUCAACACUUUAACCUGAUUUUUUAAUAGUGAGCCAUUUCAAUGAAGACCACUUUAGAUUUUUCUGACCAGAUACUCCUCAAUUAGUCUUUAAUCUGUCUCGCCGAGUUUUUGCAGGGGGUUGUCUACCUGUAUAUUGUUGUGCUGUGAUUUUUGCUUGCAGGUUCUCUUGACCAUUCCCCGACAAAUACACAAAAAACAAUGUUCGUGUGUGAGAGGCUGCGUGCGUGUUUUCCGUUCUUGUAACUGUCCAGUGAAAAAUAAAAGAGAUGUAUGGAGAAAACAAGUGUGUUUUGACUCAGGACUGAGUUGUAUAUUUGUUUUCUUUGAACUUGAAAUGGGUGCUCCUACUGUACAUGGAUCUGAGUGGCCGUGAUUGCUGCUGCUCACGAUCCGUUUUAAAGAAUGUCCUUUGUUUUAUUUCUGUCCAUUUUGACAAGCAGGAAAUAAAAAAAAUGUACCAUUAUCUGA
Molecule: messenger RNA, 5298 nt
Organism: Misgurnus anguillicaudatus (oriental weatherfish)
Lineage: Eukaryota; Metazoa; Chordata; Actinopteri; Cypriniformes; Cobitidae
Source: RefSeq, a predicted model, not a curated record